UGAGGGUGGAAGGGGGUGGGGGGGGGGGGGGGUGUCAGUGCCGUGUCCCCUAAGAGCCACGGGGGACGUGGGGACGCCAGCACCCUGACCCUGCCCCGGAUGCCGGCACCCUGCGAGCUGGCACCGAAGGCGGCGAUUUCCCAACCGGCACGUGAGGCCAAGCCACCAACCCCCCCCCGGGGGGUGACAGCCACCGAGGAGCCAGGACGGUCCCCAAGGAGCCUCGCCGGCCGGUUGGGAAGCACCAUGAGGGGCCGGAUCCUGCCACCGCUGCUGCUGCUGCUGCUGCUGCCGCCUCCCGGCCCCGCCGCCCCGUGCUCCCCUCAACCCAACGCCACCCGUUUCGUCUGCACGGAGCCCACCCUGAGCACCUUCCCCACCGGGCUGCCCCCCACCACCUUGGCCAUCUCGGUGGAGUUCACGGCGUUGGCCACCCUCCUCCCCACCGCCCUGGCUGGGCUGCCCCGGCUGCAAGAGCUCCACCUCUCCUCCAACCGCCUCACCACCCUCCCCGAAACCCUCCUGCGCCCCGUGCCCACCCUCCGCGUCCUCGACCUGACGGAAAACCUCCUGGCCGAUCUCCCCGCCGGCAUCUUCACCAGCACCGGCCACCUCCAGCACUUGGUGCUGCGGGGGAACCGGCUGCGGGUGCUGCGACCCGCCUGGUUCCGGCACCUUCCCCGGCUGCAGUGGCUCGACCUGGCUGCCAACGCGGUGGCAGAGGUGCCGCCGGAGGUUUUCGCCCCGCUGCGUUCCCUCCGUAGCCUGGAUCUCUCCGGGAACCGCCUGGCAUCGCUGGCACCGGGCGCGCUGGCCGGGCUGCGGGCGCUGGAGCGGCUCGACCUGGAGGGGAACGGGCUGGGCACGCUGCCGCCCGCCGCCUUCGCGCCCGCGCCCGCCCUGCGCUUCCUCUUCCUCCAGGAUAACGCGCUGCAGGUGCUCCCCGCCGGCAUCUUCCUCCCCCUGCGUCACCUCCGUGUCCUCGACCUGGCGCGUAACCGGCUGCGGGCGCUGGAGCUGCCCCCCCGGCCCCCCGGCCCCGCGUUGGACCUCGACAUUUCGGGUAACCCCUGGGCCUGCGAGUGCCCGCUGCUGGCCACGCUGCGGCGGGUGGCCCCGCGGCUCGGUGCCACCCGUGACACCCUGUGUGCCAGCCCCGCGCACCGACGGGGACAGGAGGUGGCCGCCCUGAGCCGGGCUGGGGACACGGGCUGCGAGCCCAAGGGGGACGGGCAGCGUCCACCGGACCCCUAGGCAGGGGGCUUGGUGUCACCUCAGGAGCCUGGACAUGUCACCUCCCUCCCUGCCACUCUGUCGCCAGCUGAGAUGAGCUCUCCUGGGGAAACUGAGGCAGGGAGAGCGGGGUUGUGGCUGGCUCCAGCCCAAAGGCCCCUGUCCCCAUCCUGUGACGCCCAUCCCAGUGGCUCCCAGCCCCUUCCCACCUGGCUCAGACUGUCCCACAUCCCUGUCCCCAUCCAGCCUGGCACUGUCCCUGUCCCCACCCCACCAGAGCGCAUUAAACACGGUCAUUUGAUGCCACCUCA
Tyto alba (common barn owl) is the source of this 1544-nucleotide messenger RNA. RefSeq names its product leucine rich alpha-2-glycoprotein 1 (gene LRG1). Gene Ontology annotation, molecular function: protein binding. The transcript is spliced from 2 exons. The coding region runs from base 100 to 1254 and encodes 384 amino acids. NCBI's taxonomy places the organism in Eukaryota, Metazoa, Chordata, Aves, Strigiformes, Tytonidae. The record is from RefSeq and is a predicted model, not a curated record.